Physcomitrium patens is the source of this 2953-nucleotide messenger RNA. RefSeq names its product ankyrin repeat protein SKIP35. Lineage: Eukaryota; Viridiplantae; Streptophyta; Bryopsida; Funariales; Funariaceae. The record is from RefSeq and is a predicted model, not a curated record.
GCCAGCGCUGCGAGGCCAAGAGCGUCGGCCGAACGCGGAACCAGGCUCGGCGACAGCCACUGACGAAUCGAAGCCAAGGAGCUUGGUUACUUCAUAACCGGAAGGCAUCGCGCACAAGAGCCGGCGGCGGGUCCCCUAGAAGACGGUGACGAAGAAGAGUGAGAGGAGAGUUGCACUGAGGAUAAGAUUUGGAUAGUUGCGAGUUGGGCGUUGGGUUAUUUUAUUUAACCACGGUGUUUAGAACAACAUACGGCUGGGAUUGACCAAAAGGUAUAGUCUAGAUUACUCUGAACUGUUUGCUAGCUAUACUCCUUUUUGCCUGUCUUUGUUCGUCGGUUUAGUGAUCUGGAAUGAGGGGCUAGUUAAAAUGAACAGCCUUUUCGGCAAUUAGACUCCAAGGUGUUCUCGCUUCGAGAGCUCUUACUCAGGGCGUCGUUGGGUACGCUGUAGCGUCGCAUUGGUGCUUCGAUCGGAGAUCGCCUUGAUUACAUAUGAAGCCCUUAAUUUUGCAAGUCUCCCGACGUUGAGACCGUCGCUCGAGGCAGAUGAAAGGUAUUCAUUCAACAGCCAGGGUAGGUUCACUUGGUUUGGUUAGUAAUUCCAACACUAGCAUGGGUGGGACAUCCAUUUUAAACAAAAGGGUUUGGUUUUAGCUGAUUAUAUCUGUUGUGAGCACCCUUGUGAGCACUAUCAGCAAUCGACAAUCGUUUCUCAGCAGCGUCGUUUUUCGAGUCCGUGUAGCUGCGGCUGCAGCUGAGUUUGGCCUUGAAUCCGCGACGAGAGCAAGCAGCAUCAAAGACCAAGUGCAGUUAUCGGAGCAGCUUGAUCGCUGGCUCAAUUGAACGCUGAGCUAAAACAAGACAUUGUAUCGGAAAGCUGUCCAACAUGAAACCUUCUGGUUGAUGCAAGUGCAACAAACUUGGUGAGCGCCAUGACUUGUGCUGGCUUGUCCGGCCACAUACAUGUUGUAGACGGCCUCAUCGAGGGUUCUAGCUCUCCUCCAGCACUAGGUGCAGCUUUUGUGGGAGCAUUAUCAGGUCUUCAGAAAGACAUCGUUGAUUAUGUGGUCCGCGCUGCUGACAGAGAUGGACUUGAUAAAUGCCUUCUCAUGAGCGCAGCUCGAAUUUGGAGUUGUAGCACUCUGGAGGACGUUGAAUUCUUACUCUAUGCUAUUCAGAGCUUGACUAAUGCUGGAGCUGUAAGCUUCCAAAAAGCUUUGCAACUGAGUUGUGGCGACGCUGUCAUCGAACACUGGAAUGGCCUCAUUUUCAUGGAAAAAGCUAGCAUUCUUCAGAGACUAGUGGAUUUGGGGAUUAGCCAUCUGACUCCAGAUUUCUUCGGGCGGAUCCUCUUGAUGACUUGUGUGACCUUCCUAUUCAAGUUACUCCAGUCCCAGAAGAAGGUUAGUCGAAGUCAGUUGGAGUCAACGAAACUGCACCUCAAAUCUGGAGAGGAUCUAAGAUGCGAAGCGAUUGUGCAGGAUAUGAUCAAUCUCCUGUCAGUCUUAUGUAAGAACGAGGGAGCUAACGUCUUCAGCAGUCAACUACUGAAUGUUACCUUCGGAAGACUUGAAGAUGUCGGGCGUUUGCUGCACGUUUCGAAUUUACCUAUGGAAAACAACUACGCCGAGUGGCCACUGAGGAUGAUUAAAUUUUUACUUACUGACUGUGGCAUCAAGGAUUUGAGUGACACAGUUACCACGCUCGCUGCGUUUCAGGCAGCCCGACUAAACAUUCUGCUUCCUGUCGUGCAGCUCUUCAUCGAACUUCAAUGCUUCGAGGCUGUGUACGUUUAUCUGGAUUUGUCCAUAACAUUUUGUCAAAUGGAUGCAAUCCGUUACCUUCUCGGUGUCGUAUCCCAGCCAGUCGACACAGCACGUUUGAUUCAGGCCGUGCGUCUGGCGGCCUCGAAUAGGAGGGGCCCGCCCCGUGGGCCACAAGGGGUCCUGUGUGCCCUUCAUUCAAACUUUUUGAGGGAUAAGGACUACACCUUGACAGAGGCCGUUAUGUUAGCGGAAUUGCCUGAAACAGAUCCAUCGGUAAAAAUGGCUUUAAAAACGGAGUGGUCACCGAAAGCUUUCGAAGCAGGGGUGCAGGCUGGAGAGAACCAUUUUUUGAGCUUUAUGCUUGUUAAGAAGCAUGCGAGGUCGCCAUUGCGUGUGGGUGAGUUGCCAUUAGAUUUGCAAGCAGCAAUUGGGUAUCUUCCUUUGUACAAGGACUGUUGGAAUACUCCUGGCAGUCUUUUAUCGCAAAGGCAACGAGGGGAGUUAAUUGCAGCUUUGCGACGAAUAGAUCACGGGGGUGGAAGCCUUUCUGAAUCAGAGCUUCUGAAUGCCGAAAAGCCAAUGCUGUUGAGCCGCCUAGCAGCCUUUCUUCCAGCUUGGUGCUCUGCGACAGCCUUUCAGUCAUGCUGUUCCUCUUGAGAUCGAGCGAGACCUAAGUCCAGCAAUGGAUGACACUCUUUAUACCGAACAUGGUUUACCGUUGAGGAGGCUAUUUUUCUCGGUGACAAGACUUCACCACGUACUCUUGGAGUUGAUACGGGAGGUUCUCUUUCCACUGCGUAUCAAAAUCAUGUUUUAUUUAGCGAGCAAUGUCUAAGAUCUGGUCUUUCAUUUCUCGCGAUUACAGACUACAAGGGGUUUCUGCUUGUGCUGAACAUGAGGAUGUUAUUGAUGCAUAUGUAUAUAUAUAUAUAUAUAUAUAUAUGUAUGUAUAUAUGUAUAUAUAUAUAUAUAUGUAUGUAUAUAUGCAAACUCGAAUGAUUAUCGCAUGCUGAACCCAGCCUUUAUCAAAGCAUUGUGGAUUUCAACGUCCAAUUAUUGAUGAAACUUAGUGACACAUCUGACAGAAUGUGUAUCAGCAUGCGAUUAAUGAAAAUGCCAGUUCUAGUCAAAGCUUUUCAACUGCUGCCAAGUGAUAAACCUCGGAACUUAAACAUUAUCUUCCACUUC